Messenger RNA from Vollenhovia emeryi, 1535 nucleotides. RefSeq lists its product as uncharacterized. The transcript is spliced from 2 exons. Lineage: Eukaryota; Metazoa; Arthropoda; Insecta; Hymenoptera; Formicidae. The record is from RefSeq and is a predicted model, not a curated record. Gene Ontology annotation, molecular function: sequence-specific DNA binding. Bases 503 to 1339 code for a protein of 278 amino acids.
AGGUACCAUUUCAUGCGCAGCAUACUGCCGCAGCAACUCGCUGCUAUUGGUUGAAGAAUUGUUACUAGAUGCUGCAAAAUAAAUUUCACCAUAUUUUGCUUCAUCGCUGUGAAGUUCAAUUGAACCUUUGACUAUAGAAACCUGGACUGCUAGUUACGAAAUUUAAAGUCACUAGAUUAUAAAGUACCGCAAUUCAUAAGAUACAUGGGAGUCAAAAUGGCGGCGAAAAGUGUAGAUAGUGUAUAGGUCGUGUAAGUCAUUUGCGCUUAAAGUGCAGCGAAGCCUUUCCAACUGUACCAUCUGUGUAGCGCGUAGUGCAUAGGCGAUUGAAAUUGUAACGUCCCAAAUCCUAACCUCUAAUGUUGAAUUCGUCACGCGAGGAGUAUAACCGUAGCAGCAUUGAUUAUCUUAUAUUUUCCAACCGGUUUUACACAAAGACCGUGUUCUUGUCUAACCUUCUAUUGUACGUAAAAGUGACUUUAAUUGUACGGAAUCUUGCAAAAUGCCAGGUUGCUGUGUAAACAAUUGUAAUAAUCGCAGUGAAAGAGGGUUCAGAUUAUUUCGAGUACCAAACGGAAAGAAUACUGAGAAAAGACAAGAAUGGCUUAAAUUAAUAGGAAGAAACACAUUGCCAGAAAGGGCUGAUAUCUGUGAGGUGCAUUUCAGUGAAGAUCAAUUCGAGAAGAAUAGAGCAGAUGGAAAAAAAUUGCUUCGUCCAUUUGCCAAACCCAAUUUUAAGCUUGCAGUAUCUUAUUCUCGAAUAGAUGUGUACAAAGAAAAUAUUAAUUUUUUGCGAGAUUUUAUGGAAAUUGUCCGAGGAAUUACGGUCGGAAACGGAGCAUGGAAACCAUUUCAAAGCGGAUUAUUACUUUGCACACAAACUGCUUUAGAUGUACAAGCUGAAUAUUUAGAAAAACAUAAUUUUCAGUUUUUAUUGUUAGGAAGAUGUACACAAGAUGCAUUGGAAAAUCUAUUUUCGCAAAUUCGAAGUAGAAAAUCUGUACCCGACGCACGUAAGUUUAAACAGACGUUUAGAUUAAUUUGUUUGUCACAAUUCCAAGCCAAUAUAAAUCGAGGAAAUUAUUCUGUUAGUAACUCUCAAGACCUUAUUAAUUAUUGCGACAAAAUUAAGCACUUUGAUUCCAAAAAUACUUCCAUAGAAGAGAGAAGCCUUCAGAACAAUGAAGACUUAUGGGAUGUAAAUAUUUAUCAAUCAUUACUUGGAGACGAAUCCGAUUUAAAUGAUACAAUACAAGCUGCGUUGUAUCAUUUAAUAGGUGCUUUGCUAUUUAAAAUUAAAAAAACUUUCUACAUUGUAAUAAUUGUUUUAAUAUCCUGACUAGAAAUGAUUCUAACAACAAUUGUGCUAAGUAUGAUAAUCUUUGUCUCUAUUCUAAAUUAAGAGAAUAUAAAGAAAAUAUUUUGAUAUUUCCGAAUAUAGAUGUAUAUAAUGUUAUCUAUAAAUGCGAAUUAUUAUUUCGCAAAAAUGAAACUAACUUACUUAGUAAUAAAUUAAAAGUUAAUGAUUUUAUAAA